AUGCCCGUAAGCGACGUUGAAGACACCACGAUAUUUUUCCAGGGACGACGCGGCAUGAGGGCGUUUGGAAAGACGCGUGAGUUCGUCGCGACGCUCGAGGAGCGUCAUCUGUUCAACGUGUAG
This is a messenger RNA of Phytophthora nicotianae INRA-310, 123 nucleotides long. RefSeq lists its product as hypothetical. NCBI's taxonomy places the organism in Eukaryota, Oomycota, Peronosporomycetes, Peronosporales, Peronosporaceae. The transcript has a single exon. The record is from RefSeq and is a predicted model, not a curated record. The coding region runs from base 1 to 123 and encodes 40 amino acids.